CCCUGUUAGUCGCGUAUACUCGACGGUCGUGUAUUAUACAUAGUAGGUAGGUAUAAUUUAUACUCAAAUCAUGCUAAUCGGUACUUUUAAGACUUAACUAAGUCCUAUUAGUACUAUUGACGAAUUCAAAGCUCUUCCCCUUUCCAAUUCAAGGAGGCCUUGUAAUACACACACAAUGGCACACCUAGCGCCCUCCUCGCAGGCGGCCAUCUUCUCACCUUCCGUCGCCCGCGCCGCCGCCUCCACCGCCAAAGACUGGUCGUACGUUGACAGCUGGCUACGGAACAAGUACGCCAGCUCCUCCACCAACCGCGGGCGGCCCCCGUCAUUUGAACGGAACCCAGAAACCCUCAAAGUCUUGCUCGCGCUAGCCGCCGCGAACGAGGCCGCCGAUGAAGACCGCGAGCAGUUAGCCCGUCUCGAGGAGGCCGCCUUAGCCGAAGUCGAGGCUAGCGAGCGGGAACUAGAGGUUCGGCGGCAAAAGUCGGACCAGCACCCAAGCGACACCAUCGAUGGCGAACUAUUCGCCGCGGACCUUCUAGAAGCCAUCGAAUCCAACCUCGGCAGGGAAGGUACCGUAGCUCUCGAUGCUAUGUCUAACAUGGCCGUUGACCUAGGCGUCGCGUACCCGACACCCGAGAUGUUGGGGGCCAAAUACGUCGAGCUACAAGGACGUGCGCUAGAGCUAGAAGACAGUCUCGAGCGCGUGAACCUACUGCAGCGGUAUCUAGACCACGAGGCCGCGCAGACGGAUUCCUUCCUCGAGGAGCUACGGCGCGGGAACGCCUAUCAGCCCGCGCCAGAUCUCGCCAAGCAGAACCUCGAGCUCCAGCGCAAGAUAAAAAAUAUCACCGGUAAACUGCCUGAGCUGAAGCAGCAGGUCGUUGCCCUCGAGAAGUCAGUCGGGCUGCCGAGCCUUACAGUUGAGAAUGUGAAGGGGGACGAAGGGGCCUAUCUCGAAUUGCUAGCUAGGAAGAAGGAUCUCGAUGUCCAGGUCAAGGCUUUCGCUGGCUUGCCUCCUGAUAUCGAAGCAGCCCGGAUGGAGCUAGAGGCUCUUCGUGCCGAACUUCGUGAUGUAACUGACCAGAGAGACACGAAUUUCGAGAAGUUAGUAGAACGCGAGAGCCCUGUUAAGACCAGGAGGAGACUCUAGUGAAGCUCAUAUCAUAGACGCCAUUAAUGAAG
This is a messenger RNA of Annulohypoxylon maeteangense, 1185 nucleotides long. RefSeq lists its product as uncharacterized. NCBI's taxonomy places the organism in Eukaryota, Fungi, Ascomycota, Sordariomycetes, Xylariales, Hypoxylaceae. The record is from RefSeq and is a predicted model, not a curated record. The coding region runs from base 176 to 1153 and encodes 325 amino acids. Gene Ontology annotation, cellular component: cytosol; HAUS complex. Gene Ontology annotation, biological process: spindle assembly. The transcript has a single exon.